Messenger RNA from Aspergillus heteromorphus CBS 117.55, 1566 nucleotides. RefSeq lists its product as uncharacterized. The record is from RefSeq and is a predicted model, not a curated record. The coding region runs from base 1 to 1566 and encodes 521 amino acids. The transcript is spliced from 5 exons. NCBI's taxonomy places the organism in Eukaryota, Fungi, Ascomycota, Eurotiomycetes, Eurotiales, Aspergillaceae.
AUGUCUGACGUCCAGAAGCCCGUCGAGGAGACUCCCGCGGCCGUGCCCGCCACUGCUCCUGCUACCGAAGCGCCUGCUGCCACCGAGACCCCGGCUACCGAGACCGCUGCCACCGAGGCCCCCCAGGAGACUGUCGCUGAGACCACCGAGGCCGCCCCCGCCGCCGAGGAACCCAAGGCUGAUGCCCCCGCCGAGGAGACCAAGGAGGAGCCUAAGAAGGAGGAGGUGACCCCCGCAUCGGAGGGCAUCCUGGGUUACAAGGCGCCUGGUCUUGUCAAGGGUCUUCGUUUCGCCAAGCGCUUCUUCUACUUCAGCGACGAUGCCGUCGAGGCUAAGCAGCUCUCCGUGUUCCACCAGAACGAGAAGCCUGCCGUCGCCAACCCGAUCGCUGCCUGGGCCAGCCAGACUGGCAAGGGCCUUCUGUUCUUCACCAAGCGCGCGGAGGACAAGACUACCCCCGCCGGUAUCUUCAACCUGGCUGAGAUCUCGGACAUUGCCAAGGAAGGCUCCAGCGAGCUCCACUUCAAGGUCCACGGCCAGAAGCACACUUUCCAGGCUGCCAGCGCCUCUGAGCGCGACAGCUGGAUUGCCGCCCUCGAGGCUAAGGCCGCUGAGGCCAAGGCUGAGAAGGAGGCUGUCACCUCCAGCGAGGGCUACAAGGCUGAGCUUGAGAAGCUGAGCAAGCCCGCUGUUGCCGAGCCCGCUAAGAAGGCUGCCGAGCCCAAGGAGGAGGCUGCCCCUGUUGAGGACAAGAAGGAGGAGAAGGCUGCCUCCAAGAGCCGCUCUCAGUCUCGCAAGAGGGCCAGCAUCUUCGGAACUCUGCUUGGCAAGAAGGAGGAAACCGAGGAGAAGAAGGAGGAGAAGGUCGAGGAGCCCAAGCCUGCUGAGACUGCUGAUGAGGCUCCCGCUAAUCUUACAACAGCUGCUGCUGCUGCUGCCGCCCCUGUCGAGGCCAGCGACAAGAAGGAGGAGAAGGAGGACAAGAAGACCGAUGCCCCUGCCGCUCAGAAGUCCAAGCGUGCCUCUCUCUUCGGCAACUUCUUCCAGAAGGUCACCAGCCCCUCUCACGAGAAGUCCGAGAAGGAAGCUACUGCUCCUGUGGAGACCCCCGUUGCUAGCACUGCUCCUCAGCUCGACAACCCCGUGGAGGAGGCUGCUGUGAAGCCCAUCGAGCCCGAGAGCGUGACUGCUCCCGCUGAGACCGAGGCUUCCAAGGAAGCCACCCCGGCUCAGUCUCCUGCUGCGGAGACCCCUAAGGACAAGCGCCGCACUUCUUUCUUCGGUAACUUCGGCAAGAAGAAGGGCGACUCCGACAACGAGGGUGCCGAUGGCGAGCCCAAGUCCAAGACCAACAAGCUUGGUGGCAUCUUCCGCAAGCCCAGCAAGGCCGUGAAGUCCGAGGUCAAGGACACCAAGGAGACCACCGAGGCCGAGGCUGCCCCUAAGGAGGAAACCGUCCAGGAGUCCCCCGCUGAGGAGAGCGCUCAGCCUGCUGAGGCUCCCGCUGAGGAGAACAAGCCCGUCAACGUUGCUUCGACUUCCACCCCUGUCCAGGCUGCCGCAUGA